Messenger RNA from Canis lupus familiaris (dog), 897 nucleotides. RefSeq names its product PPP1R2C family member C (gene PPP1R2C). Gene Ontology annotation, molecular function: protein phosphatase inhibitor activity. The transcript has a single exon. The record is from RefSeq and is a predicted model, not a curated record. Gene Ontology annotation, biological process: regulation of signal transduction. Bases 97 to 723 code for a protein of 208 amino acids. NCBI's taxonomy places the organism in Eukaryota, Metazoa, Chordata, Mammalia, Carnivora, Canidae.
GCGUCCAGAACAGACUGAGCUGCAGUUUCAGCCAGGAGAGCGGGCAGGCGUCUGCGGCGGCCCAACCCCCGCCCCGCGGCCCUUGGCUCCUCAGGCAUGGCGGCCUCCGCCGCCUCGCACCGGCCCAUCAAGGGGAUUCUGAAGAAUAAAAGCUCCACUGCUUCCUCUGUGGCGGCCUCCUCCCCGCAGUCCGGAGGGAACAUCCAGGAGGUACAGAGAAAAAAGUCCCAAAAAUGGGAUGAAUCCAACAUCCUGGCAACACACCGUCGGGCCUACAGAGACUAUGACUUAAUGAAGAUAAACGAGCCCAGCAGCCCCCACUGCGGCCAGCGAGACUACGGAGAAGACCCAGGGAGCGACUUGGACGCAAAGGACACCAUGAGCCCGGACGUCGUAGCUAAGAAACUGGCCGCCAGCGGGACCUCGCGAUGGAGCCGUCAGGUGGGGGAGCCCGACAGUGAUGGAGCACACAGUAGCAAGACCUUUUUCGACGCGCAGGAAAAGCAGCGGCAGUUCGAAAUGAAAAGGAAACUACACCACAACGAAGGCCUGAACAUCCAGCUGGCCAGACGACUCAUCUCCAACGACCUGCAGCACGAGAAAGACGAGGAUGACAACGGAGGAGCACCACGUGGUGCCAGCGAACACAGCACCGGCCUGGAAGAGUCCUCGGAUGAAGUUUCUACAAGCGACGAACCGCAAAGCCAGCCGUCCCACAGCUAGCUGACCGUCGCUCCGCCCCGCCGCCGCUGGCCGCCUACCGCCGACCCGGUGGCCGCGACGCAGCGCUGCUCGUUGUCAAGUCCGGGCCGCAAGGGCCGGGACGCCCGGCAGUCCACCUGCCCCUGGAUCACUCCAUGGUGAACUUCUAAAACGACACAUUAAAGGCAGAACGAC